AUGACAGAUCACCAGCUGGACUCGGAUUCGACGCCUCAAAGAAAGCGGAUUGCUGUGGCAUGUGGCCGCUGUCGCAAACGCAAGAUCCGAUGCAGUGGCGACACUGGCCAAGGUCAGCCAUGCUCCAACUGUAAGAACGCGGGCGUGGAGCCCUGCCAGUUCCUACGAGUGCUUUCGAGGGAAGCGCCGAUGCGCAACGACCCCGGGAAUUUCACCUACAGUGUGUCAGACGCCAGGCUCUACGCAAACCGGACGCCAGUGGGAAGCAGCAUCCAUUACGGACAGGACGUCCCAACUCUCGGAUCCAGCGACGUUUUCGCCUCGUACCGCGGUGGGUCAACAUACUCUUACACACCGGCCAGCAAGCCCUACUACCCUGGCAUGCCAGCGUACGGUGCACCCUACGGCGACGAACUCGACUUCCCCCUCGGCGUCCCACCGCAGCCGGUUCUGGGCCAGGAGCCAGUCGGCAUCCUACCCGGCCACUGGGGUUCAGGGGCCCGGGCGAAACAACCGUCCUUCAGCAGCAUGUACAUGGACACGGACGGUCCAUACAGCGGGUACAGCAGCACUAGCCUGGUGGCACGGCCUACCCACCCGGCCGGCGCUGACGCUGCCAACUUCUCGUUCUCGGGUGUUGCGGCUUCCUUGCCGUUACCGAGCACAUCGGCUUCUUCUUCAGACAGGCUCCUGCCGAACCCGGCGGGACGGCCCUCGACGCUGAUCUACCCCCCACCCAUCAAAUCCACGACAUCGGCGGCAUCCACCCCCACAGCAAGCACACUGGCCGACGUGGCGACGGCAGCGGGCUAUGCUGGCGGGUUCGAACCCACGGGCCUCCCAUACCCCCCUUCCACUACCAGCAGCCUGUCGGGCCACCACUCGCCAUCAUCUCGUACAACCUCGGACGGGUACUCGAGUGCCGACGCCAUUUUCGGCGAACCCCAAGACCGCAGUAGCCUCCAGAGCCAGGCCCCGCCGGCGGCUUUCGAUCUGGCCAGUUACACGUCGUCCCAGUCCCAAACGUCCCGCCGCGGUCACGAAGGCGGUUCAUACGGUGCGGGACCGGGUGGUGAUCAUCACCCCUCGCAGAACAUGGCUGCUGCUGCCGCGGGUUACCUCAGCGACCCCUCUACCAGCAACUCCCAUACGCAUCGUCACGCCGGUCAUUCGCACUCCCACAGACAUGUCGGCACGCCCGACCGCACCAGCAGCGGCACCACCGUUACCGGACACGCCGAGGACCCGCAAUCGGCUGUGGCAGGAAGCCAUUGA
Canariomyces notabilis is the source of this 1275-nucleotide messenger RNA. RefSeq lists its product as uncharacterized. The record is from RefSeq and is a predicted model, not a curated record. Gene Ontology annotation, biological process: regulation of DNA-templated transcription. The transcript is spliced from 3 exons. Gene Ontology annotation, cellular component: nucleus. The coding region runs from base 1 to 1275 and encodes 424 amino acids. Gene Ontology annotation, molecular function: transcription cis-regulatory region binding; DNA-binding transcription factor activity, RNA polymerase II-specific; zinc ion binding. NCBI's taxonomy places the organism in Eukaryota, Fungi, Ascomycota, Sordariomycetes, Sordariales, Chaetomiaceae.